AUGACGAUGAAUAAAUCGGAAAAUCACACCAUGAUGGAUACAGCCGGUAUAUCACCUCAGCAGAAUAACAUUGGACUUGGACUAUUUUACGUUGCAUAUAUUAUCUUUGAAAUUCCUUCCAACUUGAUAAUGGCUCAUGUCAACCCUUCCUACUGGAUUGCACGAAUUAUGGUCACUUGGAGUGUAGUGACGGGUUGUAUGACCGCUAUUUCGCAUCCAUGGCAUUUUUAUCUCUUGCGAUUUUUGUUGGGGUUGUUUGAAGCAGGAUUAUGGCCAGGCAUCACUUUUUAUACCACGUUAUGGUAUAAAGAGGAUGAAAUAUCUACUCGGAUAGGUGUUACAUACCUUGCUGCACCCACUUCAGGCGCCAUAGGUGGGCUGAUCUCAGCAGCUGUUCAGCUGAUAGAUACUCGGGGCAACCUUUUUGGAUGGCAAUGGCUUUUCGUUAUCUUUGGCAUUCUCACCUUCAUUUUUGGGUUGGCCACUAUUUGGGUUCUUCCUUCCACGCCAGAAAGGUCAACCAAGUUUUUAAAUGAACACGAACGAUUCGCUAUACAAAAACGACUGAAAGAACAUGAUAAAAACAACAUGAUGACCUCGCCCACGCUAUCAACAGUAGGAACAGGAUAUUUAAGAACAACAACAUUGAUGAACACUGGCAGUUCUCCAACGCAACAAGAAUUAGCUACCGAAAAUACGCAAAAGAUUACAGCCAAACGUGUGAUCCGAGAAUUCAAAGAUGCCAAGAACUGGUUUUUUGUUGUGCUUUACUUUACGCCUGUCAUGGCGGCUACCUCGUUAGGGUAUUUCUUACCCAAAAUUGUGGAGCAGAUGGGGGAGUUUGACGCCAUUCAUGUGAGUUUAAUGAGUAUUCCUCCCUACGUUUUUGGUAUGGUGAUGGUGUAUAUCAUCAACAAAUUAAGUGAUCGCUAUCAAACACGGGGCUGGUACAUCAUGGGUGGUUGCUGUGUAUCAUUCAUAGGCUUUUGCAUUUUGAGCUUUGCAGAAUCCAUUGGAGCAAGAUAUUUUGGAUUGAUGAUUAUUGCUGGAGGCACCUAUCCGACAGUACCUUUGUCGAUGGCAUGGACAGCCAAUUCAAAAGAAGAUGCAGUCUCUGUAGCUACAGCGACAGGCAUUGUGUCGUCGAUUGCUAAUUUUGGUGCUUUGAUAUGUACGUUUGCCCUCUAUUCUGGCUGGCCAGCGGAUGGGCCGCGGUAUGUAGGAUCCAAUAUGAUCAACGGUGGAGCGAUGCUAUUUGCUGCUGUUUGCGCAUUUGUGCUUAGACUUCAUUUAUCAAAAUUGAACACGAAAAUGAAAAAGAAACGAGUCAGUGGUAUAAGUGUCAACAUCCCAAUGAAAAUCGGAGAGAAAACAUAUCCAUAUAUUUUAUAA
Molecule: messenger RNA, 1392 nt
Organism: Mycotypha africana
Lineage: Eukaryota; Fungi; Mucoromycota; Mucoromycetes; Mucorales; Mycotyphaceae
Product: major facilitator superfamily domain-containing protein
Exons: 4
Coding region: 1-1392 (463 amino acids)
Biological process (GO): biotin import across plasma membrane
Cellular component (GO): membrane
Molecular function (GO): biotin transmembrane transporter activity; solute:proton symporter activity; dethiobiotin transmembrane transporter activity
Source: RefSeq, a predicted model, not a curated record